UUAAGGUGAUCAGAUGAUGUUUGAAACAGCGACUGCGCCAUUUUGGUAGGCAAACAGAGCUCAAAGCAAGAGUAACACAGUCUAAGCUCUAGAGUAAAAUGGUCAUAAAUUGUGCUGUGAGGGGUUGUCGUAACCGCUUGACAAAUGGUAGCAAACUGAGCUUUUUUAGAGUACCGGGGGUGAGAACAAGGGAAGGAGAGGAAACUAGAGCACUCUGUGAAAGAAGACGGGCUACAUGGUUAGCCAGAUUAAACAGGACUACGGUCUCGGACGGUCGCAGAGUGUGCUCGGAUCACUUCAUCCAAGGUAAACCAAGUUACCUUCAUGAUGAAACGAAUCCUGACUGGGCACCGUCACUGAAGCUGGAAGUUUUUAAAGACCCUCACAGUCAGUCAAAGCUACACAGGUAUCAAAAAGCCCAAAGAAGACGAGCUAUAAGAAAUAAAGGAAAAGAUGUGAAAGCAGAGACCCUCCUUGAGGCAGCUGCUGUGACACAAGACACUGAGCAGCCAUAUAUUGCUUUAAGAUAUAUGGGAAUAGAUGUAAAAGAAGAGCCCCUUCCUGAAGUAGCUGCAGUGACACAAAGCACUGAACAGCCAUGUAUGUUUUUUAGGAAUAUGGAAAAAGAUGUAAAAGAAGAGUUUCUUCCUGAGGCUGCUGCUGUGACACAAGGCACUGAACAGCCAUAUAUUGCUUUGAGGUAUAUGGGAAUAGAUGUAAAAGAAGAGCCCCUUCCUGAAGUAGCUGCAGUGACGCAAGGCACUGAACAGCCAUCUAUUAGCACAGAGGAGAGUGAGAUGAAGGCAAGAGACACAUGUGAUUCAGUGACCUGUAAGAAUUUAAAGAUUGAAUGGCAGACAGUAGCAUGUGAUGCCAACGCUGAUUCUGUAUCGUUAAUAUACACGAACAACACUGAAGCUAAGGAGAACCUUAGAACUCAACUAAAGCCCAUAUGGGAAAAGUUGAGAAUCUUACAGGAGUUUCAGCAAACCUUGCAUCAAACUGCAGAGCACAUUAAGAUACAGGCUAAAUGCACAGAGAGGCAGAUUAAGGAGAAUUUUGUCCAACUUUACCAGUUUUUAUCCACUGAGGAGGCAGCCAUGAUAAAAGCACUGAGAGAGGAGGAAGAGCAAAAGAGCCGGAUACUGAGGAAGAAGAUUGAGAAGAUGAGAAAAGAGAUGUCAUCUCUUUCUGCCACAAUCACAGCUAUAGAGGACGAGAUGAAAUCUGCAGAUGCUGUAUUUCUACAAAACUAUGAUGCCACUUUGAAAAGAGUUUCCCAGUGUAAACCAUCGGAUCCAGAGGACAUUUCUGGGGUUCUGAUCAAUGUGCCAAAAUACCUGAGCAACCUGAAGUUUACUGUGUUACAGAAGAUGCAGAAAACAGUUGAAUACACUCCUGUGACCUUUGACCCUAACACUGCUCACUGUAAUCUCAUCGUGUCUGAUGAUCUGACCAGUGUGAGGUACAGCGAUGAGGAACAGACGCUUCCUGACAAUCCAGAGCGAUUCGACAUGUUUGCGUGUGUUCUGGGCUCAGAGGGCUUUGACUCUGGUUCUCACUGCUGGGACGUUGAGGUCGGAGACAGUACAGGCUGGUUCCUCGGAGUGAUGACUGAAUCUGCUCAAAGGAGGAAUAAAAUAUUCUCAAGAAGUGGAGUCUGGUUGGUGGGUCAUUUCUGUGGUGAAUAUCAAGCACAUGAACCACCUCAAGCACCAGCUCUUCUCCCAGUGAAAAAGAGACUUCAGAGGAUCAGAGUUUGGCUGGACUGGAACAGUGGGAAGCUGUCGCUCAUUGACCCUCUUACUGACACACACAUACACUCUUUUACACACACAUUCACGGAAAGAUUAUUUCCAUUUUUUGGUGUUGGCUGUAACAUUUCUCCUCUGCUCAUCUUACCUGUAAAAUGACUUUAAUAGAGUUCAAUUAAUGGUGAAAUUGUUUGUGUUUAUAAUAAAUGGAGAAUAGAUUUGUUUUGGUGGUGUAUUUUGCAGUUACUUCCUAAUGUUAUCUGUUUUAAAACUUUUUUUUUUUUUAGGUGGCUAAGAUGUGAAAAUGGUCUGUAUGUGCAGUGAAUACAGAAAGGAUGCAUUUCAGUAUUCAUCUCCUUGCUGAGAAAAACAUGUACAAAUGUAGUUUUAAAUUAACAUCCUAAGAUUAAUAUCCACAUCGAUAAUCGCAUGACAGUCAGAAAG
Labeo rohita (rohu) is the source of this 2198-nucleotide messenger RNA. Its product is annotated as E3 ubiquitin-protein ligase TRIM39-like. The record is from RefSeq and is a predicted model, not a curated record. Lineage: Eukaryota; Metazoa; Chordata; Actinopteri; Cypriniformes; Cyprinidae. The transcript has 7 exons. Bases 99 to 1913 code for a protein of 604 amino acids. Gene Ontology annotation, molecular function: protein binding.